Molecule: messenger RNA, 1936 nt
Organism: Calidris pugnax (ruff)
Lineage: Eukaryota; Metazoa; Chordata; Aves; Charadriiformes; Scolopacidae
Gene: PIPOX
Product: pipecolic acid oxidase
Exons: 8
Coding region: 44-1219 (391 amino acids)
Cellular component (GO): peroxisome
Molecular function (GO): L-pipecolate oxidase activity; flavin adenine dinucleotide binding; sarcosine oxidase activity
Source: RefSeq, a predicted model, not a curated record
GCUCAGCUCCCGGCUGUCCGCAGGGAAGGGGACAAGGACAGAGAUGGCUGCCCCCAGCCAGCCCCGCCGGGCCACCUACGACGCCAUCGUCAUCGGGGCCGGCAUCCAGGGCUCCUUCGCCGCCUACCACCUGGCCCAGCGCCACCGGGACACCCUCCUGCUGGAGCAGUUCAUGCUGCCCCACUCGCGGGGCAGCUCGCACGGGCAGAGCCGCAUCACCCGCAGCGCCUACCCCCAGAUGUCCUACGCCUGCAUGAUGCCUGACAGCUUCCACCUCUGGCAGCGGCUGGAGGCCGAGGCCGGCACCAGCCUUUACAGGCGGACGGGGCUGGUGGUUCUGGGGCCGGCGGGUGACCCGGAGCUGGAGGGCUGUCGGCGCAGCCUGGGUGACGGCCACGUCCUCGAUGCCACGAUGCUGGCCCAGCGCUUCCCCGGCCUCCGGCUCCGGGCCGGCGAGGUGGCCCUGUGGGAUGGCACCGGCGGGGUGCUCUUCGCUGACCGGGCGCUGCGGGCAGUGCAGGAUGUCUUUCGCCGGCACGGGGGCACUCUGCGGGAUGGGGAGAAGGUGCUGCGCAUCGAACCGGGGGCUGUGGUCACUGUCACCACCUCUGCCGGGGUGUACCGAGCCCCCCGGCUCAUCAUCGCGGCCGGAGCGUGGACCGGUGCCCUCGUGGCACCCCUGGGCCUCCGUCUGCCACUGCAGCCCCUGCGCAUCGACGUCUGCUACUGGAGAGAGAAGGAGGGGAGCCCUGGCGCAGGCAGAACCGGUCCCUGCUUCAUGGCCAUAGGGCUGAGCCGAGCCCCCCACGGCAUCUACGGGCUGCCCGCCCUCGAGUACCCGGGGCUGGUCAAGGUGUGCUACCACCACGGCAGCCCCACCGACCCUGAGGAGCGGGACCGGGUGCCCCCGGGCACCCCACGCCCCAACGUUGCCCUCCUGAGCAGCUUCAUCAGCAGCUACCUGCCCGGGCUGGACCCACAGCCAGCUGUGGUGGAGACCUGCCUCUACACGAACACCCCGGAUGGAGACUUCAUCCUGGACCGGCACCCCAAGUUCAGCAACAUCAUCAUUGGGGCCGGCUUCUCCGGCCACGGGUUCAAGCUGGCACCAGUGGUGGGGAAGCUGCUGUGUGAGCUGAGCCUGGGAGAGGAGCCAUCCCACAGCACGGCCCCCUUCGCCAUCACCCGCUUCCCCGGCGUGCUCCGGGCUGUGCUGUAGGUGUGGGACCCUGGCUGUGCCCACAGGGUGGUGGCCUGCGGCUGUGUCCCUGCAUCCCGGUGUCCUUACAGCCCCAGCGUGCUGGAACCCCUGCACCCCUCCAUCCUCACGUCCCUCCAUCUCCCUGCAUCCUGGUGUCCCUAUAUGUUGCACCCCUCCAUCUCCAUGUCCCCAUAUUCCACCAUCCCAUCACCCAGCAUCCUGGCACCCCUCCAUCUGUGCACCCCAGCAUCUCUCUAUCCCCCACAUCCCAGCACCCCGGCAUCUCUCCAUCCCCACAUCCCUGCACCCCAGCAUCUCUCCAUCCCCUACAUCCCAGCACCCUGGCAUCCCCAUACCCUUGCAUCCCUGCUACCUGCAUCCCAGCACUUCUCCAUCCCCACAUCCCAGCACCCUGUACCCCUGCAUCCUGACAGCCCAGCACCCUCACAUCCCAGCACCCCUGCAUCUCUCCAUCCCCCACAUCCCAGCACCUCUCCAUCCCCACAUCCCAGCAUCCUGGUACCCCGUCCCCCCACAUCCCAGCAUCCCCCCCGUGCCGCGCGGUGCCAAAGCUGUCUCCGCCAAGCACCCGCUCCCUGGAAACAAAUUAAGGAGCUUUGUCAGCCUCAUGAAGAUGGAGCUGGAACAGCGCGGAGAGACACACUCGCUUAGGAGUCAAGUUAAAUGUUUUAAUGUUAAAUGUGCCAUUUUAUUAUCAUUAGAUCGCUCCCACUU